Messenger RNA from Meloidogyne enterolobii, 354 nucleotides. Lineage: Eukaryota; Metazoa; Nematoda; Chromadorea; Rhabditida; Meloidogynidae. The record is from the annotation of a GenBank genome assembly.
AUGGGAAUUGGUAAUAGAAUCGCAACUGUUCUAUUUUAUUUAACUACACCAGAAAAGGGUGGCUAUACAAUUUUUAAUAAAAUAAAUACAAUUGCUAAACCAUCUAAACGUGAUGCUCUUUUUUGGUAUAAUUUGUUAAGAAAUGGAGACGGAGAUUUAAGAACAAUGCAUGCAGCUUGCCCAGUUUUAAUUGGAGAUAAAUGGGUUGUAAAUUCUUGGAUACGUGAAAGAGGACAAGAGAAUUUUCGUCCAUGUUCAUUAAAAUCACCAACGAUGGAACGUUAUGUUGGAGAUUUAGGAGGUUAUUAUGAAAAUAUUAUGAAAAAAUAUCAACAUAAUUUAAAAAAUCAUUAG